Peromyscus californicus insignis is the source of this 7429-nucleotide messenger RNA. It is a transcript of the gene Itga2b, whose product is annotated as integrin subunit alpha 2b. The transcript is spliced from 30 exons. The coding region runs from base 3930 to 7256 and encodes 1108 amino acids. Lineage: Eukaryota; Metazoa; Chordata; Mammalia; Rodentia; Cricetidae. Gene Ontology annotation, molecular function: integrin binding. Gene Ontology annotation, biological process: integrin-mediated signaling pathway; angiogenesis; cell-cell adhesion. Gene Ontology annotation, cellular component: integrin complex; external side of plasma membrane. The record is from RefSeq and is a predicted model, not a curated record.
GAACUCACAGAGAUCCGCCUGCCUCUGCCUCCCGAGUGCUGGGAUUAAAGGCGUGUGCCACCACCGCCCGGCAACCUGCUUUCUUAUAGAACCCAGGACCACAAGCCCAGGGAUGGCACCACCCACAAUGGGCUGGGCCCUUCCUCGUCAAUCACAUUUUCUUAAUAGAAAAUGCCUUACAGGCCUGCCUGCAACCUGAUCUUAUAGAUACAUAUUCUUUCGUUUGGUUGGUUUUUUGGUUUGUUUGUUUUUCAAGACAGGGUUUCUCCAUAUAGCCCUGGCUGUUCUGGAAUUGGCUGUGUAGACCAGGCUGGACUCUGCCUGGUUCUGCCUCCCCAGUGCUGGGAUUAAAGGUGUGUACCACCACCACCUGGCUUGGAGGCAUUUUCUUAGUUGAGGUUCCCUCCUCUUAGAUGACUUUAGUCUAUGUAAAGUUGACAUAAAACUAGCCAGCACAAUCUCUUCUUAAUUUAUUUUGUUUGAAUGCUAGCAAGCAUGUGGAGGUCAGAGGAGUUGGUCUCUUACGACCUUGUACAACCUGAGGAUGGAAUGCACAUCAUUAAGCUUGAAAGCAGUUGCCUCUUCCCCUAUUGAGCUAACUUGCUAAAACUGACAAUUUGAUCUCUUACUAACUUUUAAAAUCUUGAGACAGCUGGACAUGUUGACACACACCUUUAACCCUAGCACAAGGAGACAAAGGCCGGCAGAUCUCUUGAAUUCCAGACCAAACUGGUCUACAUAUCAAGACCCUGUCUCAAAACCAAAAUAAAAAAUCUUUAGGAUUCUCCAUCUCCUAUGGGCCGAAGUUCAAAUUCCUUUAGUGUGGCAUUCAAGUACCCUCCAGUGAUCUAAGUCCCUGCCUGCCCUUCCUGCCCUCAUGCCCACCCGCCCCUUUAAGCACCCUUCACUAGACACCCUUCACUUAGCCCUCUACGUACCUUUCCUCAUUCCUGACCUCUCUUCUGCCCUGGUUGCUUACAUUAUUGCCAGCAUCAGCAGGACAGGGGAACCUGGGUUUGAAUCCCACUUUUGUUGCCCGUUGACAUUCUCCAUGUGGACAGUUUACCCAGAACUCUGCUAGUUUCUGCCCUUAUGAAAUAGUCCUGGUAGUAUCUGUUUCAUAGAGUUGCCUCCUAAUUUCUGUUUCCCAAGGUGCACUUGCUGUCACCCGGUGGCAGUCCUGAGUGUCCUGGGCUUUACUGUCUCUGGACUAAGUUGAAGAUCCUUGGCUGUUGUCUUUGUAGUUUCUAUACACCAAACAGGAAGUACUUUUUUAAAACUCUAGUGCAUGGGAGCUGGAUGUGGUGGCACACCCACAUCUUUAAUCACAGCACUCAGGAGGAAGAAGUAAGUGGAUCUCUUGGGAGUUUGAGGCCAGCCUGGUCUACAGAGCUAUUUCCAGGACAGCCAGGGCUACACGGUGAAAAAAACACAACAAAACUCUAGUGCAUGGGACUAGAGAGACGGUUCAGCAGUUAAGAGCAUUUACCGCUCUUGCAGAGGACCCAGAUUCAGUUGCCUACACCCCUGUCACAACUGCUUAUAACUCUAGUUCCAGGGGUUCCAAAACCCUCUUGCCUUCAUGGGCACUUGUACACACAUGAUGCAGAUAAGCACACACAUAUGAAGAGCAGUUAACAAUACAAAAAAAUCUUGGUGGUGCACAUUUUUAUAAUCCCAGCACUCAGGAGGCAGAGGCAGCCAGAUGUCUGAGUUCAAAGCCAGCCUGGUCUACAGAGCAAGUUCCAGGACAGCCAGGGCUACACAGAGAAACCCUGUCUCAAAAAACGAAAACAAAACAAAAUUCAAGCAAAACAACUGCAGUGUGAUGUGAGUUGAUAGAAUUAGGCUUCCCAGCAUUCAGCAGCAGUGCAGGAGCUACUCACUUGAGAAGAGUGGGAAGGCAGCGCGUCAGCAGGUCAGCAGAGGCCUCGUUAAGGAUUCAUUCUGAUGCAUGCGUUGCAUGCUUGCCAUGAAUUUGGCACUGAGAACACACCAGUGAAGAAAGCCCUGAAUAAAAUCCAAGGAGCUUUUCGCUUAGUGAAGAAUAAAAAUUUUAGCUGUUUGCUGAGGUGAUGAAGUAUGAGAGGAGAGGGGGAAUUAAAAGGACUUCAAAAUGGGAUAGGGUGGCCAAGUAAGAUAGGCAGUGGUUAAUCAGAAAUAAAGAUCAAGCCUGGGGUACAUGGCUCAGUAAUAGAGCACUUGUCUUAUAUGCGUGAGGCUAUUCCUAGUACUGAGAGAGAGAGACAGAGAGAGAGAGAGAACACAGACUGAAAGGAGGGUGUGGCUAUGAUCCUUUAUUCCUUUGCUUUGGGGCCAAGGCAUGCAAGACCACAGGGCGUGGUGCUCUUCUGCUUGCCUGGUCCACAGAAGAGGACCUUUCUGACCCUUCCUGCUCUGUGGCUCUUCGCUCCGUCCACUCUUCAGGAAGACUUCAGCCAUUCAACACCACCACACAGUGGGCCUCUGGCUAGGCCCUGGGACAGCAGAAAGGACCCUUGCUCUCAAAGGAUUCAAAUACUCAAUCCAGUAAAAGGAUCAUCACGGUCAUCCAGUACUGUACCCAUGUGUGUAUGGCAAGAUGCCAACCUGAGAGCGCCAUCCAGAAUCAAUUCUUUUUUUGCUUGUCUGUCUGUUUUUCAAGACAGGGUUUCUCUGUGUAGCCCUGGCUGUCCUGGAGCUUGAUUUGUAGACCAGGCUGGCCUGGAACUCACAGAGAUCCUCCUGUCUCUGCCUCCUAAGAGCUGGGACUAAAGGCGGACUAAUGUGCCGCCACCACUUGGCUCAGAAUCAGUUGUUUAUGGUUAGAUACUAACUGUCACCCGAGAAGGAGUGAAGCUGUCCAUUUGAACAGCUGGUGCUUCAUUUCAGGGACUGUGAACAGCACACCCUGGGAUGAUGUCAUUUUAGCCCCAUCUCCUCCCCACUUAGGCCAAGAUCCAUUCACUACCUUUCCCCGAUAUUGAAGGCAUCCGUGUGGCCACACAAAGACUUGAUUCGAGGCGAAGAAGUCAGGAACUGAUGGACCCCAAUACUGCUGGCUGAGGCUGUCCAAAGGCUCCGGGAGGAGGAAGUGGAUAAACGCCGUACUCAGAAUGAUGGCCGCCUCAGGUCUUAUCAGGAGAGAGCAGCUUCCUCAAUCCUUCCUCCAUCUCUGGCCAAGUCAUAGUGUUCAAGAGCAGGACAGUCAGCUAAGUAGGGGAGGAAAGAGCUGUUCAGCUCUGGGCCAUGGUGAAGUAGAACAGACCUUCCUGCUCUGUGGCUCUUCGCUCCGUCCACUCUUCAGGAAGACUUCAGCCAUUCAACACCACCACACAGUGGGCCUCUGGCUAGGCCCUGGGACAGCAGAAAGGACCCUUGCUCUCAAAGGAUUCAAAUACUCAAUCCAGUAAAAGGAUCAUCACGGUCAUUUUACACCAGUUUACAGUUGCACUGUCCCAGGCAGCAGGGGACAGUGGUUGGCCUGGCAUAGUGACGUGGAGACAGUGGCGGUGGAGAUGGAACGGGUUUUCAAAGACGGGCAAUGGUGGCGCACACCUUUAAUCCCAGAGCUUGGGAGGCAGAAGCAGGUGGGUCUCUCAGUUCAAGGCCAGCCUGGUCAACAGAGUGAGUUCCAGGACAGCCAAGGCUACAUAGAGAAACCCUGUCUCCAAAAACAAAAACAAGGCCGGGCAGUGGUGGCGCACACCUUUAAUCCCAGCACUCAGGAGGCAGAGCCAGGCGGAUCUCUGUGAGUUCGAGGCCAGCCUGAUCUACAGAGCAAGAUCCAGGACAGGCACCAAACUACACAGAGAAACCCUGUCUCUAAAAACCAAAAUAACUAAGAAAAUAAAUAAAAAUAAAAUAAAAAGAAAAGAAAAAAGGAUUUCAAGGGAUGCAUCCCUGAAGCAGGCUUGGAGAUGAGCUAUCCUAGAAAAAAAGGGUGAGCAAUGGCUUUCAGCACUAAGAUCCAUCCCCAGAGAGGCCCCUCCUCCUUCCUGGUAAUCCUACAGACCAUGCGAUUUAGGGGUUAUUGCCCUCCGCCAUGCCUGCUGCUCAGCAGUUACUUUAAGUUCCAGUUUGAUAAGCUGAAACUUCCUGUGGUGGGAGCUUUAGGGAAGAGGAAAGAGCUGGUCCAUUCCUGUUUAGGAGGUUUGGGCAGGAGGAUGGCUAGAGCUUCGUGUGAAUGGCAUGCCCUGUGGCUCCUGCCGUGGAUACCACUGUUCUUGGGACCUAGUCCUGCUCCUCCAGCCUGGGCCUUGAACCUGGACCCUGUGAUGCUCACCAUCUAUGCAGGUCCCAAUGGCAGCCACUUUGGAUUUUCUGUGGACUUUCACAAGGACAACCAUGGGAGCGUGUCCAUCGUGGUGGGCGCCCCCAGGGCCCUAAGCGCAAGUCAGGAGGAGACUGGUGGCGUGUUCCUGUGCCCCUGGAAGGCCAGUGGCGGCGAGUGCACCUCGCUGGCCUUCGAACUAAGGGAUGAGACCCGUCACGUAGGCUUGCAGUCUUUCCAAACCUUCAGGACCGGGCAAGGACUUGGGGCAUCGGUCGUCAGCUGGAAUGAUGUCAUUGUGGCCUGCGCCCCCUGGCAGCACUGGAAUGUCCUAGAAAAGACCGAUGAGGCAGAGAAGACGCCAGUGGGUGGCUGCUUCGUGGCUCAGCUACAAAACGGCGGCCGUGCAGAGUACUCGCCCUGUCGCACCAACAUCAUGAGCUCGGCUUACGCAGAAAUUUUUGGCCCAGACAAGCGAUACUGUGAGGCCGGCUUCAGCUCUGCGGUGACCCAGGAUGGCGAGCUAGUGCUUGGGGCUCCUGGUGGCUACUAUUUUUUAGGUCUCCUGGUUCGGGUUCCAAUUGCGAAUAUCAUCUCUAGUUACCAACCGGGUACCCUUUUGUGGCAUGUUCCCAACCAGCGCUUCACCUUUGACUAUGGCAGCUCAGUGUACUUCGACGGCUACCGGGGGUACUCGGUGGCCGUGGGCGAGUUCGAUGGGGAUCUGAGCACUACAGAGUACGUAUUCGGUGCCCCCACUUGGAGCUGGACCUUGGGAGCGGUGGAAAUUCUGGACUCCUACUACCAGAAGCUGCACCGGCUACUUGGAGAGCAGGUGGCUUCGUAUUUCGGGCACUCAGUGGCAGUCACUGACGUCAACGGGGACGGGAGGCACGACCUACUGGUGGGGGCUCCAUUGUAUAUGGACCACAGGGCGGAUCGCAAGCUGGCCGAGGUGGGCCGUGUGUAUUUGUUUCUGCAGCCUCAGGGCCCCUAUGUUCUGGGCACACCCACUCUCCUGCUGACUGGCACUCAGCUCUAUGGGAGAUUUGGAUCUGCCAUUGCACCCUUGGGUGACCUCAACCGGGAUGGCUAUAAUGAUGUUGCUGUGGCUGCCCCCUAUGGGGGUCCCAGUGGUCAGGGCCAAGUGCUGGUGUUCCUGGGUCAGAGCGAGGGGCUGAGUCCACGCCCCUCCCAGGUCCUGGACAGCCCCUUCCCCACAGGCUCGGGCUUUGGUUUCUCCCUCCGCGGCGCCGUAGACGUCGAUGACAAUGGAUACCCAGACCUAAUUGUGGGAGCCUAUGGGGCUAGCAAAGUUGCCGUGUACAGAGCUCAGGCUGUGGUGAUGGCCACUGUCCAGCUGCUGGUUCAAGACUCCCUGAAUCCCACCGUGAAGAACUGCGUCCUGGAACAGACCCAGACGCCAGUCAGCUGCUUCAACAUCCAGAUGUGUGUGGGCGCCACCGGGCACAACAUUCCUCAGAAGCUGCAGCUGAAGGCAGAGUUGCAGCUGGACCUGAAGAAGCCCCGCCAGGCCCGCCGAGUGCUGCUGCUGGCCUCUCAGCAGGCGAGCCUCACGCUGAGUCUGGACCUGGGUGGAAAGAACAGAACUAUCUGCCACACCACCAUGGCCUUCCUUCGAGAUGAGGCCGACUUCCGGGACAAGCUGAGCCCCAUUGUACUGAGCCUCAACGUGUCGCUGCCCCCGGGAGAGACUGGAGGAGCCUCUGCUGUGGUGUUGCAUGGAGAGACCUAUGUCCAGGAGCAGACCCGGAUCAUCCUGGACUGUGGGGAAGACGACCUGUGUGUGCCGCAGCUCCAACUCACAGCCACUGUGGGGAACUCCCCACUUCUGAUUGGUGCUGAGAACGUGUUGGAGCUGAAGAUUGAUGCAGCCAAUGAGGGUGAGGGAGCCUAUGAGGCAGAACUGGCUGUGCACUUACCUCCGGGUGCCCACUACAUGCGGGCUCUGAGCAACAUUGAGGGCUUUGAGAGGCUCACCUGCACCCAGAAGAAGGAGAACGAAACCAGAGUGACACUGUGUGAGCUGGGCAACCCCAUGAAGAAGGACACCCGGAUAGGAAUCACCAUGUUGGUGAGUGUGGAGAACCUGGAAGAGGCUGGACAGUAUGUGUCCUUCCAGCUCCAGAUCAGGAGCAAGAACAGCCAGAAUCCAAACAGUCAGGCUCUGCUGCUGCCUGUGGCGGUCCAAGCAGAGGCCACCGUGGAGCUUCGAGGGAAUUCCAUCCCUGCCUCCCUGGUGGUGGCAGCAGAAGAAGGUGAGAGGGAGCAGGAUGGCUUGGACAGCUGGAUCCCCAGGGUGGAACACACCUAUGAGCUCCACAACAAUGGCCCCGGCGCUGUGAGUGACCUCCGACUUGCCAUCCACUUUCCCAGCCAGUCCCAGCCCUCGGACCUGCUCUACAUCCUGGAUGUGCAGCCCCAAGGUGGUCUCCUUUGCUCCUCACAGCCGACCCCUAAGCCCCUUAAGCUGGACUGGACGCUACGCACUCCCGGCCCUUCCCCGAUUCGCCCGGUCCAUCACAAGCGCGAGCGCAGACAGGCGUUCCUGCAGGGACCCAAGCCGCUGGGGCAGCAGGACCCAGUUCUGGUGAGCUGCAACGACUCAGCGCCCUGUACAGUGGUGGAAUGUGAGCUGCGGGAGAUGGUGCGCGGGCAACGAGCCAUGGUCACAGUGCGGGCCAUGCUGGGGCUGCCCAGCCUCCGCCAGAGGCCGCUGGAGCAGUUUGUGCUGCAGUCGCAUGCCUGGUUCAACGUCUCCUCCCUACCCUACUCGGUGCCGGUGCUCAGCUUGCCCAGCGGACAAGCUCUGGUGCAGACACUGCUGCUUCGGGCCUUGGAGGACAGGGCCAUUCCUAUCUGGUGGGUGCUGGUGGGAGUCCUGGGCGGUCUGCUGCUGCUCACCCUGCUGGUUUUGGCCAUGUGGAAGGCUGGCUUCUUCAAGCGGAAUCGACCACCUCUGGAGGAAGAUGACCAGGAGUGAGGACACCAGUGCUCAGUCAUGGGGGGAAGCUGGGUGCCUGCUUCACCUCCGGUUUCCAACCGCUUGGCCCUGCUCAGAACUCCAUGGGUUCAAACGCUUCCGUGGGGUCUUCCCUUCCCAGCAGAGCAGCACAUUCCCUUUCCUACUGCCUAAUAAAGAGGUUGAUGUCAGUA